Messenger RNA from Eremomyces bilateralis CBS 781.70, 465 nucleotides. RefSeq lists its product as uncharacterized. The coding region runs from base 1 to 465 and encodes 154 amino acids. The transcript is spliced from 3 exons. The record is from RefSeq and is a predicted model, not a curated record. Lineage: Eukaryota; Fungi; Ascomycota; Dothideomycetes; Eremomycetales; Eremomycetaceae.
AUGACCUUCGACCUCUAUAUCAUUUUCUUCCCUCUGCUCUACGGAGUAUUUCUCCUUUACAUCAAGAGGAAUAUGCAGGCUACCGUUUCCGGCAAGCGAGUAUCUAAAAAGAAAGAUGUCGAGCAAAAUACCGGUCUCAAGGACAAUUUCCAGUACUUUUGCCAGCGCGUACUAUAUCGCAUUCUCGAGACCGUCGUCGCCGAUUCCACUAGAUUCCACCCUCAAUGGCGUCACGGUCCUUGUAUCGUGCCUCAAGCGGUAGCCUCUUUCUUCGGAGUUGUGUCCGAUAAUAGCUGCGGUAGGGGCCCCGUCGAGCGAGCGGCGGUUGCAGACCUUGGUAGGGGAACAAUGGGUCUCUACGUAGCUAAAUGGCGCCUUGGAACUUGGGCUAUGAUCCGUGAGGCUUGUGACGACGGAAUUGGCUCGGACGGGAUCAACCAAGCCGUAAUGGGCAUCGUGAAUUGA